CUACGAACCGGGCUACCAGCUGAAACAAACAAUUUAUAUUGAAGCUGGCCACGUAAAUCGUGACGUGAAGUGGAAAUGCCACAUCAAUACACGGCCUGUUAAGAAAAUGUAUGGCACUAGAAGCUGACAAGGUGUUGAAGAAGGGGGUAUCAACAUAAAGUGGAAAUGGAGGAAAAAGCAAAAUAUUCUUUACUGCGGGGGGAAUUGGUGGACACACAAAGCAUAUGGACACGUCACGAGAAACGCGUAUGGUUCAUAACGCUGAUAACGGGUACUUGUAUGCUCUAUUCCACGCGCACGACUAUGCCGCUGUUAAUGCCAGCAGUGGCAAGUGCACAGAAAUGGAGUAAAACAGAUUCUGGGACUGUGCUCAGCUCUUUCUUUUGGGGCUACACAUUAACUCAAGUGGUGGGCGGUUAUUUCAGUGACCGCUUCGGUGGCCAGCGUGUUAUACUAUAUGCUGCCAUCGGCUGGUCAUUAAUCACAUUUCUUAUGCCCACAGUAAUAUGGGCGGCAGCUGCUGUCAAAAGUUAUGCUAUACCAUUUAUAGUUUUGGUGCGCAUUCUUAAUGGCGCCUUACAAGGCAUGCACUUUCCCAGUAUGAUUAGCUUGACCAGCCAGAAUCUUUGCCAAAAUGAGAGGAGCAGCUUCUUUGGGUUGCUUACUGCCGGUUCCGCCAUGGGUAAUUUGCUCACGGGAAUAAUGGGGUCAUUUUUGUUGGAUUAUUUUGGAUGGUCAUAUGUGUUUCGCGUGAUUGGUCUGUUAGGUUUCGCUUGGGCGCUGGUUCUUCGAUAUUAUGCCAUGGCUGGCGAGCGAACACGGAUCAUAAAUAUCUCGAAUCCGUCACGGUUGUGUGUUAAUAAAGCACCAGCGGAGUCUGCAGUACCCUGGCUUCGAUACUUUAGUCGUUUGUCAUUCUGGGCUUGUGUUCUUACGCACGCCUGCGAGAUGAACUGCUUCUUUGUGUUGCUUUCCUGGCUUCCAACAUAUUUUCACGAUGGUUAUCCAGACGCCAGAGGCUGGGUAGUCAACAUGAUUCCUUGGCUGGCCCUUCCGCCUUGCACAUUAUUGGCAAGAUACUUGACCACAUACCUGUUGGCUCGAAAUUGGUCAACGACGACGGUGCGCAAGCUCAUCCAGAGUUGUUGCUUUGCUGCACAGAAUAUAGCGCUGUUCAUAAUGAGCCGUACAUCCGAUUUUCAUACGGCACUUAUAUGCAUGACUGUUAUUAUUGGUGGCACGGGCUUUCACAAUAACGCCGUGACUGUAAAUCCACAGGACUUGGCGCCGCUACACUCAGGGAGCGUGUUUGGCCUAAUGAACACUGUGGGCGCAUGCCCCGGAUUCCUAGGCGUCUAUUUAGCGGGGCACAUCCUGGAACUGACGCAGAGUUGGCCUCUAGUAUUUAGUGCGGCGGCAGGCAUCAACCUAGUUGGUUGGGUUAUAUUUGUAGUAUUCGGUUCCGCUGAAGCAAUUGUAUAAUUCCUUAAAAUUUACAUUCUGUUGACAUAUAGCUGUGCGCUGUUAUUUAUACAUAUGUAUGUAAUGCCUGUAUAUAAUUUAAGGCCCGUACAUUAAGUAAAAUAUAAACUACUGCUGUUAGAGUAGAUUAUCACAAUCUCUAAGUAUAACGUAUUUUAAGUAAUAUGAUGGCAUUUCAUGGCGUAAAUAAGGCAUAAAUCAACCCUCUGUCCUUCUAUUUAAAAACUCUAAUAAAAAGUAAAAUUGUUUUAUAAUGUAA
Messenger RNA from Scaptodrosophila lebanonensis, 1741 nucleotides. It is a transcript of the gene MFS18, whose product is annotated as solute carrier family 17 member 9. Gene Ontology annotation, biological process: transmembrane transport. Bases 166 to 1482 code for a protein of 438 amino acids. Gene Ontology annotation, molecular function: transmembrane transporter activity. The record is from RefSeq and is a predicted model, not a curated record. NCBI's taxonomy places the organism in Eukaryota, Metazoa, Arthropoda, Insecta, Diptera, Drosophilidae. The transcript has 4 exons.